Molecule: messenger RNA, 255 nt
Organism: Sparassis crispa
Lineage: Eukaryota; Fungi; Basidiomycota; Agaricomycetes; Polyporales; Sparassidaceae
Exons: 2
Coding region: 1-255 (84 amino acids)
Source: RefSeq, a predicted model, not a curated record
AUGGUUCAUCAGAACACUCCCGCGGCCUCUGUGCCCUCCACAUCCUCUGAGCCUCCUGACGAGGCCUUGCAGCUCAUCAAAACCAUAGAGACACAGGUUAAGAACCUUGAGAGCAAGAUGACAAUAACUAUGUCCCUGCUGCAGGAGCUCUGCAAGGCCAUCAAGUCGCUCAACGAGGUCCCCCGCCGUGACUAUAGUGGCGCCGGAGGUGCGUCGCACUGCUCUGAUGUGCCGGAGGCUACUGCGGCGAUCUAA